CUGCAGCACSAGGGACCGGGGUGAUGAAGGUCCAYUGCGUUCUCCUCCUCCUCAUCUGCACAGCUGRGCUGGCCCUGUGCUAUGAAGAUGAGUCUCGCCUUGUGGAGCACUUGUUCCAGAACUACAACAAGGUGGUGCGGCCCGUGGAGGACCAUCGSGAUGCCGUCGUUGUCACCGUGGGGCUGCAGCUCAUCCAGCUCAUUAGUGUGGAUGAAGUAAAUCAGAUUGUGACAACCAACGUACGCCUGAAACAGCAAUGGACAGACGUCAACCUCAGAUGGAAUCCAGAUGACUAUGGUGGCGUUAAAAAAAUCCGCAUCCCCUCAGAUGAUAUCUGGCGGCCAGACCUUGUUCUUUACAACAAUGCAGAUGGUGAUUUUGCCAUUGUAAAAUACACCAAAGUCCUUCUGGAGCACACAGGUCUGAUCACCUGGACACCACCAGCUAUUUUUAAGAGUUACUGUGAAAUUAUAGUCACGCACUUCCCGUUUGACCAGCAGAACUGCAGUAUGAAGUUGGGAACUUGGACAUAUGAUGGUACAGUGGUUGUUAUUAACCCGGAGAGUGAUCGUCCAGAUCUAAGUAACUUUAUGGAGAGUGGCGAGUGGGUGAUGAAGGAUUACCGUGGCUGGAAGCACUGGGUUUACUACGCCUGCUGCCCUGACACCCCUUACCUGGACAUCACCUACCAUUUCCUCAUGCAACGCCUGCCUCUCUACUUCAUYGUGAACGUCAUCAUCCCCUGCCUGCUCUUCUCCUUUUUAACAGGCUUAGUUUUUUACCUACCCACAGAUUCRGGUGAGAAAAUGACUCUCAGCAUCUCUGUUCUGCUGUCUUUGACUGUGUUCCUGCUGGUCAUUGUGGAGCUGAUUCCCUCCACAUCCAGCGCAGUGCCUCUGAUUGGCAAGUACAUGCUGUUCACCAUGGUGUUUGUCAUCGCUUCCAUCAUCAUCACGGUCAUCGUCAUCAACACCCACCACCGCUCCCCGAGCACUCACACCAUGCCCCACUGGGUCAGGAAGAUCUUCAUUGACACAAUCCCAAACGUCAUGUUUUUCUCUACAAUGAAACGACCAUCAAGAGACAAACAAGACAAAAAUAUUUUUGCAGAAGAUAUUGAUAUUUCUGACAUUUCUGGGAAGUCAGGUUCUGUGCCUGUCAACUUCUACUCCCCGCUUACCAAAAAUCCAGAUGUGAAAAAUGCUAUAGAGGGAAUCAAAUACAUUGCAGAAACUAUGAAAUCGGACCAAGAAGCCAGUAAUGCUGCAGAAGAAUGGAAGUUUGUUGCAAUGGUACUUGAUCAUCUUCUCCUUGGCAUAUUUAUGCURGUUUGUUUUAUAGGAACAUUAGCUGUAUUUGCUGGUCGUCUUAUUGAAUUAAAUCAGCAAGGAUAAACGUCAGCUGGAAACUAUUUGCUACCCUGGACAUCUGAAAGCAUCAUAACCAUCAAAAUCUGGCCAGCCUCUGAAAGUUUCACUGACAGGAAUCAGUCACUGCUGGGAAAGAGCAGGGAUAAUAAAAUGUAAGGCUUCAUWCUUAGCAGUACUGAGCUGCUGCUCAGUAGCAUUUAAUUGCCAAAA
Molecule: messenger RNA, 1580 nt
Organism: Malurus melanocephalus (red-backed fairy wren)
Lineage: Eukaryota; Metazoa; Chordata; Aves; Passeriformes; Maluridae
Gene: CHRNA1
Product: cholinergic receptor nicotinic alpha 1 subunit
Exons: 9
Coding region: 24-1394 (456 amino acids)
Biological process (GO): nervous system process; chemical synaptic transmission; monoatomic ion transmembrane transport
Cellular component (GO): postsynaptic membrane; synapse; neuron projection
Molecular function (GO): transmembrane signaling receptor activity; acetylcholine-gated monoatomic cation-selective channel activity
Source: RefSeq, a predicted model, not a curated record